AUGGCAGACCUAUCCGGCAAAACAGCCCUCGUCACUGGCGGCGCAAGCGGUCUAGGCAAAGCCAUCACCACCAAAUACCUACACGCCAACGCAACAGUGAUCAUCUGCGAUAUCAACCCUCUACGCAUCGAAGAAACGACAUCCCAGCUUUCUGCUCUCGGAACAGGGACCCUCCGCGCCUAUACAGUCGACAUAACCUCCCUCGAUGCAGUCCAUGACCUCUUCGCCAAGAUGCGCAAUGAGUUUGGUAUGUCUGCGCCGGAUAUCCUGGUGAAUAAUGCGGGUAUCAUGGACCGGUUUGAUCCCGUUGGUGAUUUGGAUCCUGGACUUUGGGAUCGCGUUAUGAAGGUUAACCUGACUGCGCCGUUUUGGUUGAGUAAAUUGGCUGUCGAGGGGUGGCUUGCGCGGGAGGAGGGGGAGAAAACGGAAGGGUGCAUUCUGAACAUUGCUUCUGUUGCUGGAAAGGUUGGAUUAGCUGCUGGCGCCGCUUACACAGCCAGCAAACACGGCCUCAUCGGCCUGACCAAAAACACAUCCUCCUUCUACACCAACAAAGGUAUCCGCUGCAACGCGCUCGUCAUGGGCGCAAUGGAGACGAACGUCAGCGAUGCCUUCCACGCUGGUAUCAACCAAGAGGGGUAUCAGAAGAUGGCGGAGCUUAUGAAUGCUGCUGGGACGGCGCUGUGUAAUGUCGAUGAGGUUGCGGAUUUGUGUGUUUGGAUUGCGGGUGGGAAGGGCGCGGGGUUGGUUAAUGGAGCGGUGAUUAAUGUUGAUCAUGGGUGGGGGAGUAUUAUGGGGUGA
Molecule: messenger RNA, 801 nt
Organism: Aspergillus chevalieri
Lineage: Eukaryota; Fungi; Ascomycota; Eurotiomycetes; Eurotiales; Aspergillaceae
Product: SDR family NAD(P)-dependent oxidoreductase
Exons: 2
Coding region: 1-801 (266 amino acids)
Molecular function (GO): oxidoreductase activity, acting on the CH-OH group of donors, NAD or NADP as acceptor
Source: RefSeq, a predicted model, not a curated record